Messenger RNA from Gadus morhua (Atlantic cod), 993 nucleotides. Its product is annotated as interferon-induced protein 44. Gene Ontology annotation, biological process: immune response. The record is from RefSeq and is a predicted model, not a curated record. Lineage: Eukaryota; Metazoa; Chordata; Actinopteri; Gadiformes; Gadidae. The transcript has 9 exons. Bases 16 to 966 code for a protein of 316 amino acids.
CGACACAAUAUAAAUAUGGGAGGAGGUGAAUCAAAGGAGCAAUCAGGUGAAUCAAAGGAGCAAUCAGAUGAUAUGGUCCCAGAACCUUGGAGAACGAUGGAUUGGGGCAAGAUAAAGGAUGAGCUGGAGUGGCUGGAGUCAUUCCGCCCUCAAAGUGACAAUGUCAAGCAUCUUAGAGUCCUUCUGUGUGGUCCUUGUGGAAGUGGAAAAUCCAGUUUCAUCAAUUCUGUUGACAGUAUUUGUCAAAAAAGGAUAACCGGUCCUGCAGAUGCCAAUAACGCUCAAGAAGCUGACCCAGAACUGGCCAAAACCGCCGGACAGUCUUACACCCUCAAAUACAAAACCCAUCGAAUCCAAAAAGGGACGCCAGGACAAUAUUACCCGUUUGUCUUCAACGACGUCAUGGGCUUGGAAUCGACCAAUGGAAUCUUACUGGAGGACAUUGAACUGACCAUGAAGGGACAUGUGAAAGAUAAUUACAAGUUUGAUCCUAAGACACCUUUGGAUGACUCAAACGAUUGCUACAUCAACAACCCCACUCCAGAUGACAAAGCACACAUCUUGGUCUUUGUUCUUGCUGUCGACAUCAUUCAUGUGGCAGACCCAAGGAUGUUUAUGAAAAUGACUGAGAUCAGACUUGCAGCCAGAGACCUUGAUAUUCCACAAAUAGCCAUUCUAACAAAAAUCGAUGAGAAAUCUUGCCAUCUCGUGAAAAAAGACCUUAAAAAUGUCUACAGCAGCACGAACAUCAAGAAUGCGAUGGAGAAGCUCAGUAAUACUGUGGGAUUCCCACUGAACUGCAUCUUUCCCCUGAAGAACUACCAUGGAGAAAUCGAAUUGAAGGAUGAAGUGGAUAUGCUGAUUCUAACUGCUCUCAGAAAGAUCCUUGAUCUUGCAAAUGACCGUGUAAAUGCUACCGGUGUUGCAGCUGCUAACCAAACAGCCAACAAUGUCAAUAGAACCUAAUAAGUUGAAAGGGACAAUGUGCAAAAA